GAAAAAUAUCUGGCCCAUUAAGUUAGGGAAGAUAUUAGUGACUAUUCAGUAAGUUAACUACACAGUAAUAAAGUAUGGGAAGAAGAGCCAAGUCUAAACAGGGCUUGCCGCCCACCUUUGAAGAGAUCCAGGCCGAGAAGGAGCGUAAACAGAACAAGAACAAGAGAAGUGCCGAGUCUGAUCGUGGAGAUAGUAAGAAACUGAAGUCUAAUGGUAAGUCUAAUGGGAAGUCUAAUGGGAAGCCAAGUAAGGAUAACAAGUCUAAGGGUAAACCUAAGUAUGAGAAGAAAGUUAGAGAGGAUGUAGUAGAGGAUGCAGCAGAUUUACCUCAAGUGGACUUAGAAGAGUUAUCAUCUGCCAAAAAGUCAUUAUUUGAUGAGUCUGAAGAAGAAGAAGAAGAAGACAUAAAUGAUGAAUUUGAUUUAGAAGAUGCCAAUGAAGAUGAGAUGUUUGACUCAGAUGAAGAAGGAAGAGAAAGACCCAUGUUUUCUGAUGAUGAAGAGGAUGAUUUGGAGACUUUGAAUGCUGCCAAUAUGGAAGAGUAUUCUCGUAGACUUGAACAAGAAGAAGCCGAAGAAGCUGAAGAAGCUGCUAAGGAAUUACAAGAAUCUCAAAUUCAACCUCGUGCCAAAGUAUUACCUAGUGAUGAAGAACUUGCUGUAUUAGGAAAUGGACCACAAGACGUGACUAUGGUAAGAACCAGAAUGAUAGAAAUUGUUAAAGUAUUAGAAAAUUUUAAAGAUUUAGCUGAAGAAGGUAGAUCUCGUACUGAAUAUGUUAAUAGAUUACUUAGUGAUAUUUGUGAAUAUUUUGGAUAUUCUGAAUUUUUAGCUGAUAAAUUAUUUCAUUUAUUUUCUCCAUCAGAAGCUAUGGAAUUCUUUGAAGCUAAUGAGAUUGCUAGACCAAUAACUAUUAGAACUAAUACUUUAAGAACUAGACGUAGAGAUUUGGCUCAAGCAUUAGUUAAUAGAGGAGUGAAUUUACAACCAAUUGGUUCAUGGACUAAAGUUGGAUUACAAGUAUUUGAUUCUCAAGUUCCAAUUGGUGCAACCCCAGAAUAUCUUGCAGGUCACUAUAUCUUACAAGCUGCUUCAUCAUUUUUACCAGUAAUUGCCUUAGAUCCUCAAGAAAAUGAAAGAGUACUUGAUAUGGCUGCUGCUCCCGGUGGUAAAACAACAUAUAUUUCAGCCCUUAUGAAAAAUACUGGAUGCGUAUUUGCUAAUGAUGCUAAUAAAGCUCGUACUAAAUCUUUAAUUGCAAAUAUUCAUAGAUUAGGAUGUAAGAAUACUAUAGUAUGUAAUUAUGAUGCCAGAGAAUUUCCUAAAGUUAUUGGAGGAUUUGAUAGAGUCUUAUUAGAUGCUCCAUGUUCAGGUACCGGAGUUAUUGCAAAGGAUGAAUCAGUUAAAGUUAGUCGUACAGAAAAGGAUUUUAUUCAAAUUCCUCAUUUACAAAAACAAUUAUUAUUAUCAGCCAUUGAUUCAGUAGAUGCAAAUUCUUCUACAGGAGGAAUCAUUGUAUAUUCUACUUGUUCAAUUGCCGUUGAUGAAAAUGAAUCAGUAGUAGAUUAUGCUUUAAGAAAAAGACCUAAUGUUAAAUUAGUUGAAACUGGUUUACAAAUUGGUAAAGAAGGGUUUACAUCAUAUCGUGGGAAACAUUUUAAUUCAAAAUUAUCCCUUACAAGACGUUAUUAUCCUCAUACUUAUAAUGUUGAUGGAUUUUAUGUAGCUAAAUUUAAAAAGAUUGCUUCAUCACCUCAUGAUGUUUCCAAGGCAGGAGCUCAAGAAAAGGAAUCCUUAGCAAGAUCUGAAGCUGAAGAAGAAGGUAUUAUUCAUGAUGAUUUUGCUGAAUUCGAACAUGAUGAAGAUGCUGCUAUUAUUGAAUCAUCGGUUAAGAGAAAUUUAAAGAGAAAAGGUAUAAAUCCUCAUGCCAAAAAGGAAAAGGAAAAGGCAUUAUAGUUCUAUUUACUGUACAUUAUUG
Molecule: messenger RNA, 1977 nt
Organism: Scheffersomyces amazonensis
Lineage: Eukaryota; Fungi; Ascomycota; Pichiomycetes; Serinales; Debaryomycetaceae
Product: rRNA (cytosine-C5-)-methyltransferase
Exons: 1
Coding region: 75-1955 (626 amino acids)
Biological process (GO): rRNA base methylation; maturation of LSU-rRNA
Cellular component (GO): nucleolus
Molecular function (GO): rRNA (cytosine-C5-)-methyltransferase activity; RNA binding
Source: RefSeq, a predicted model, not a curated record